Molecule: messenger RNA, 2421 nt
Organism: Hermetia illucens (black soldier fly)
Lineage: Eukaryota; Metazoa; Arthropoda; Insecta; Diptera; Stratiomyidae
Gene: heix
Product: ubiA prenyltransferase domain-containing protein 1 homolog
Exons: 2
Coding region: 1067-2101 (344 amino acids)
Biological process (GO): menaquinone biosynthetic process; vitamin K biosynthetic process
Cellular component (GO): Golgi membrane; endoplasmic reticulum
Molecular function (GO): prenyltransferase activity
Source: RefSeq, a predicted model, not a curated record
CGAACUGUCAAAGUGCAAUGUCUGCUGUGCCUUGACCCGGUGACAAGCGGCGACAAAAUACAAGACACAUAUGUAGCGAAUAGUGGAAUAGUGAAGACAAAAUUCUUGGGUGACGUGACAUUUGAUAGGUAAAAUUUGUUUGGUGACAGCGUGCAAGAAUAUGAAGAAAGUUCGUAUGCUUUAAGGCUAGCAAAAAACGUUAAGUGUCCACUUCCAGAAAGUUGUCAAAAACGACAUUAAAGUGUGAACUAAUGAGAUAAUAUCGUAUAUUCGAGGAACACCGUCGCCAUCAGCAGAGGAAUUAGACCGAAAUAACAAUGUUCCGUGUGGAUCCGCAAUUCUUAUAAACAAACAGCUAAAAUUAUAUUAAUUGCCCGCUGUGCGGUAGCCCAUUUUGAUGAAAACUACUUUGCAGGUGUAAGGCUAAGUGGAACCGGUGAGCGCGCAAAAUAUCACGGGUUUUAUUCAGAUUUCAGUAAAAUUUCUCCGGAAAGAGUGCUGAGAAGUGCUGUCUGAUCUUGAAUUGGUGAAGAAAUUGUUGUCGUUGGUUCCGUGGCAGUGGAUCACAACCCAGCCGUUGCAUGCGCGUUUCUCUGGGCUGCGAAGAUCGUCCCAGCUUGAGACUGUUUCUGUGCAGUGUGUGUUUGGCCCGACCCGCGAUCGUGCGCCACUUAGUUAAUAAAAGAAGUGCCAAGAGGAUUUAUAAUUUGUUCGUACUCGUUUUCGUGUUUCGCUACAUCUUCUGUGCAGUGCGUGCUAUCUGUCGAGUUCGACGUUUCGGCGAAUGAGAAGCGACUGCUCGCCCCCCGUUCAAUUCAAUCCGUCUGAAACUAAAUAAAAAUUUCUAUCUGCCGCCCGCUUUGCAUCUCUGUUAAUCGAGAAAGUGGAUUUUUUUACGAUUGCUGAUAUCAAAAAUAGUGCAACUAGUGAGGGUGAUUCUUAGGAAGGUGGCUGACUAUUGAUAAUUAUAACUUAGUUACCGGAAAUUAGACAAGACCACUCCAGACCUAGGUCAAACAGUGGAGAUCAACAAACGGAAAGUACACCAAGAAACUCGUUAGGAAUUAUGUCGAAAAUUGUGAAUGAAAGUAUGGAAUAUGCUCGUGAAGCUCUGCAUGCGGAGAGCACUAGUGAUAUGUUAAAAAAUAAUACACGUAAAAAUGGUGAAACGAAACGUGAGCAAGAACCAGCUGCUUUGAUGAAAUUAAAAACAUAUUUAUUAGCUUUGCGACCAUGGUCGCUGUCGGGAAGCCUAAUGCCUACUUUAUUGGGCACAGCAAUCGCUCAUCGUUCCGGAUCUACAUAUGACUUCAAUAUUCUGAUAUUCCUGCUAACAAUAUUCUGCGUGGUGACAGUACAUUGCGCUGGGAACGUUGUAAAUACAUAUUUCGAUUUUGUCAAAGGAAUUGACAAUCGAAAGUCGGAUGAUCGGACACUAGUGGACCACAUACUUUCUAAGGAUGAGGUUGUCUCACUUGGUGCUCUACUCUACCUAGCCGGAUGCGUAGGAUUUGUGUUCCUGGCCAUACUCAGUCCAGCUAAAAUGGAACAUUUAGCGCUAGUGUAUUUCGGAGGACUAUCAUCUAGCUUUUUAUACACCGGGGGCAUUGGCUUCAAAUAUAUCGCACUAGGUGAUGUUUUAAUUCUAAUUAUUUUCGGUCCAUUAUCGGUCCUAUUCGCAUUCAUGGGCCAGACGGGUCACGUCGACUGGAGUACAAUUUACUAUGCUAUACCCUUGGCCAUGAAUACAGAAGCUAUACUACAUAGUAACAACACGAGGGAUGCAGAGAACGAUAAAAAGGCUGGAAUUGUUACUGUAGCUAUAUUGAUCGGUCGUACAGCAUCACAUGUACUAUAUGCCCUCCUACUAUUUACUCCAUACAGCGUCUUUGUAGUUCUAGCUGUGAAAUAUUCUGUUUGGUUCCUUCUACCGCUCGUCACUCUGCCACAAGCUUUUCAAAUUGAAAAACAAUUUCGUAAUGAAACAACAAUGCAAGGAGUGCCACGACAAACGGCCAGAUUGAAUUUCUUUUUCGGUAUUUUGUACGUUGUUGCAUUGUGUUGUGCUCGAACAUUGCCUGUUACUUCAUUGCGAAAAUAAUUUUGAAAAGAAAACAAAAGUCUGGCUUAAAUAUAAAAUUUUUUAUUCUAGUGACUUCUCUUAUUUAAAAGUAGUUUUUAUUUAUUUAGUUUAGAGUGAAAGAAACAUUCUGAACUUGCAGAGAGUUUUUCUACAUGAGUCUAUUGAAUGUAAAUGUGUUAUGAACAUAACAUGCUGUAAGUUACAGCGUAUCAAAAAAGUCGAUCCCUGCUAGUCAGGCGAGAACACUGAAUGUUUCUAAAUUGAUUAAAUGUAUUUUAUAAUGAACCAGAAAAUGUUCAACAUUGUACUAAUAUAAAUAAGUAAAUUUUCAGAAUGAU